This is a messenger RNA of Leptidea sinapis, 1174 nucleotides long. Its product is annotated as phospholipase A1 member A-like. The transcript has 2 exons. Gene Ontology annotation, molecular function: lipase activity. The record is from RefSeq and is a predicted model, not a curated record. The coding region runs from base 88 to 1110 and encodes 340 amino acids. Lineage: Eukaryota; Metazoa; Arthropoda; Insecta; Lepidoptera; Pieridae.
GACGUCAUGAUCGUCAUCUUAACGAGUUUUAUCGCGAAUCAUUUAGUUUGUAAACAGCAUGCUUAGUAAAAACUUGUCGACGAUACGAUGAGGUCCGUUUACGUGUUCGUGUGUCUGUUUGUGUACACCCACAGCUGGGGUCGCGGCGAUCUCGAGAAAUAUGGACCCUUUCAGAUGGCAUUGCGUUCGAACUUGAUAAAAUGUGAACACGACAGAACACUUAACUUGGACAUCAGCGAGACAGAUGUAUACUUCUACGAUUUCCCAAAUAACGACGUUGAAACAUUCACUAUCACCAAUGGAGCUAAGGAAAUACUUAAAAUACCAGGCUUAGAUAAAACAAAAAAGUUCAUUAUAUUCGUCGGUGGUUAUAAAUCGACUAUCAAUAAAAAAACUGCGGAACGUAUAAGAGACACAUUCAGGAACUAUCCAAAUAGUUAUUUGAUUAUUCUAGACCAUACAACAUACACUAAUAACAAGCAAGGUAAUAUCAAGAGCUAUGAGCGCUCCGUCAAAUACGUCUACUAUCUUGGUAAAGCCAUUGCAGAUUUUUUGACUGAAUUGUCCAGAGAAGGAAUUUCUCCAAAAAGUAUGCAUUGUAUUGGACAUAGUUUAGGCGCACAAAUGCUUGGGUAUACCGGCGAAAUAUUCCAUCAGAAUACUGGACAGAAAUUAGCCCGGAUCACGGCUUUAGAUCCUGCAGGACCAUGUUUUUCCAAUAGCUUAAUUGAAGAGCAGGUCAGAGCUGGAGUAGCCGAUUAUGUGGAAGUCUAUCAUUGCAACGCGGGUGGCUUAGGGUCUUCAAGUGUUUUGGGAGAUAUAGAUUUCUUUAUCAACAGAAAAGGGCAGUCACAACCGCAUUGUGGAACGCCCUUAAUCCCUGGUAUAUUUGAUUCUUCAAAGGCUGCUACUUGCAACCACAGGGCUUGUAUUGACAUAUGGACAGCCACUGUUACUAAUCCAAAUUGGUUUUUGGCUUGGAAGUGCGAUUCUUAUAAGAUGUUCAAAGAAGGUAGAUGUGCAGCGAAUGAGGUGACCAUUGCUGGUUUCUGGAAUCCUGGUAACGCGACAGGAGUAUUCUAUUUUUCAACGGAUGGAUAUGAUGUAUAAUUAUUAAGAAAUUUUAGAUAAUCUAGUAUUACUAAUUUAAUUAAAUUUAGUUUUUCACGUGUCA